GCACAAUGCUAAACUGAAAUUGCACAAUUUAUCAUUUGGCUUAAAAAACGUCAAAAUGAAAAUAAAGCAGAAACCAACAAAGAUGUUGGCAACAUUUCAUCUGUUGAUGUUUUUUUCAUUUUUCAUUUGCAAAAGUUUUCAAACGAUGACCGAUGAAGAAGCUGUGGAAAAGUGUGUAAUUCUGGACGUGGGAGACGUGGCUGUAGCUGUGAGGGUGGCGAAUCAGUUCGACUUGCAGUUCGAAAUAGACGAGACAGCCGAGGUGGGGACUCUCUUCACCAUUCCCCCCGCGGGAGGAGGAGGGGGGGAGGACAUGGUCAAAUUCGCAUUCAGCGAUGACUUUGACGGGCGCUUCGGCAACAAGGAGUACACGAUUGUGCUGAACACGCCCUUUGAUCUGGAUGUGGAGGGGGCUCCGACCUACUACGAAGUGCCCGUGGACUGUCUCGUCUCGACCGACUUCGGAUUUUCUCAUCAGAGGAGGAUGACAUAUCUGUUGAAGAUGACAAUUGUGCCUGUAAAUGACAACCCUCCUCAAUUUAUACCCAGCACAAUUCAGUUCAACUUGCUGGAGAACGAGGAACCCAACCCAGCGGUGUCUGUGUUUUCGUUUCUCGUCACAGACGGGGAUCUAGUCGAGGUGCAUCAAGAGUCGACUCUAUCAUUCACAGGCGCCGACCAGGAUGUUGCGCGGGAACUUUUCUCCCUGUCUGAGCUGGUUUCAAAUGGGAACAACCAAUGGGAGGCGAGCAUGGCUCUGAUUGGCUAUCUGGACUACGAGAGCAAACCAGUGCUGGACUUCAAGGUCGAAGCCAUCAAUAGUGUGCCCGGGGCAUUAGACAGUGUGAUGUCGGCGACUGUGGACGUGGUGGUGUCCAUAGAAGACACGGACGACAGGGAUCCCGUCUUCACCUCAAACCUCUACUCCGCCUACGUCGACGAGGGAUACACAGGGGUCGUGACUGUGGAACCUGCUCUGCUAGCCGAAGACGGGGACGCAUUCAAUUACACCAUCGCAUAUCGACUGAAAGAGCCAGUGUUUGGGUUUUCUGUUGAGGAAUCAUCCGGUCAGAUUAGUCUGAGUCAGCCACUGGAUCGAGAUGGGCAGAAUGGAGUCCAGUCGCGCACUCUUCUAAUUGAAGCCUACCAACUCAUUAACUCCCAGAGAAGAGCCAGCGUUGCCGUCAUUGUGUAUGUCGAGGACGUGGACGACAAUGCACCCGUCAUGACCCAAACUCUCUACGAGGCCACAGUCCCUGAGAACUCCCCCCAGUCCACUUUUGUUCUACAGCUGUCUGCCGUCGACCUCGACAUCGGAGCGAAUGCGGAGUUUGAGUUUUACAUUUCCUCUGCAUCUUCAUCUUCAUCUUCAGCCGAGUCACUUCCGUUUGAGCUGAGCAGACAGGGCACUCUCGUAGUGGCCAAUGGGGCCACACUGGAUAGAGAAGCCACACAACAGUACCAGUUCAAGGUGCUGGCUCGUUCGGUGGUUGACCCGUCAAUCACGAGUGAGGAAUCGACAGUGAGAGUGACAGUCGAGGAUGUUAACGACAAUGGUCCCGUGUUCUCCCAGACCACCUACUCCUUCUCCAUAGCCGAAAACACCCAGACACCCGCUGCACUUGGAACUAUAUCGGCGAGUGAUGCAGACGAGGGUUCCAACGGUGAAGUAUCGUACAGUAUCAGUUACGUGUCUGACAACGGAGACGCACUUUUCUCCGUCGAAGGGGAGGGGCAACUCACUCUAUUACAGCCAGUGCCCAGUUCGUUCCAGGGGUCAUCUUACCAGUUGAUAAUUGUGGCCUCAGAUCAGCCUCAAAACCAACAGCAGAGGUCUUCUUCUGUGGAGGUGACAGUAGGCAUCAGUCGUGUGAACGACAAUGCACCCCAGUUUGUGCGACAACUCUACCAAUUCACUGUGUCCGAGAGCCGAGAAGAAGGAGCCACCGUGGGAAACAUUGUCGCGGUAGACGGAGACGGGGAUGACAUAGUGUAUUACUUGAAGGCAGACCAGUUCCCAGACUCGGAUUCAUUCUCCAUCUCUGUGUUUGACAACGAGGCAGUUUUGUCACUCGCAAGCACACUCGAUCGAGAAGUGAAAGAUUCCUACUCCUUUCGUGUAUUUGCCAACGACGGAAAUGCCCAAAUCGAAGCCGAAACCGAAGUGGUUGUCACUGUUGCCGACGCCAACGACAACAGUGCCAUUUUUAGCCAAUCAGAGUACUCGUUUUCCGUCGACGAGGAACAACCAAUUGGAUCCUUUGUCGGAAGAAUCGAAGCUUCGGACCUUGAUUCGGCUUUUAACGGAGAAAUUGUAUACUCGAUUGUCGGAACAUCCGCGUUUUCGGUUAAUUCCGAGGACGGAACAAUAACGACAAAGAAUGUUCUAGAUCGAGAGCUGAUUGAAGAUUACGUCAUAGUUGUGAAGGCACAAGAUCAAGCAGUGACGUCACCGAGGUCUACGAAUGCUAAGGUCUCGGUGACUGUCGUGGAUAUAAACGACAAUGGGCCCCGAUUUGCAAAGACAAGUUACUCGGCGUCCAUUCUGGAAAACGUUGUUGCCGAAGAUUUCCUCACUGUUUUUUCUGCCCGUGUUUUGCAGGACGUGAAUGACCUUUCCCCCCUCUUCUCCCAGCCGGUGUACACUUCCUCUGUGCUGGAAAGUGUGGGGGAGGGGACGGUUGUCCAGGUGGUGUCUGCCUCGGAUGGGGACGACAGUGCUCAAUACAGGACUGUGUUCUACGCCAUCGCAAGCAGUGACGCAGCCUGGUUCAAAAUUGACACCGCUUCUGGUGCAAUAUCAGUGAUAGCAAAUCUGGAUGCCGAGCUAAUGCAAAACGUUUCAAUUGAAGUGAUAGCAUUUAACCCGGACAAACUAGACUUGAUCUCGACAGCCGAAGUAAUCAUCCGAUUAGUGGACACGAACGACAUGCCGCCUGUCUUCGAUCAGGACAAGUACACGACUACUGUCUCCGAGGCCACUGAAGUGGGCUCUGUCAUAUUUGAGUCGGGAAUGAUUCGGGCGGUGGAUUCGGAUGUGAGCAGAUUGCCAGUGGAGUACUCUCUGUUAAACCACUUGACCAUUCCGCUUUCAAUUGACUCCGAAUCUGCCAAAGUAACGCUUUCUGGAGUACUUGACUUCGAGAAAUCAGGCGGGCGCUACGAGUUCGUGGUCAUAGCAACCGAUUUGACCUCUCCCUUCCUCUCGGGGGAGGCUGUUCUCGAAAUCCUAGUGACCGACAGCAAUGACCAAGCCCCUGUUUUCGCUUUGACCGAGUAUCACUUCGCGGUUUACGAGAACAGUCCGACUGGGACCCUCGUCGGGAAACUAACUGCGUCGGAUGGCGAUAGCAUCGACCUCGACUUCAGCCUUCUAGAAAGUUCUGAAUUCUUUCCUUUCGUCAUAAAUUCGACGACUGGUGAUAUCCACACAACUGAUUUGAUUGACCGAGAAGAAACGAAUGCGUUCACUUUUGAAGCAAUCGUUUCAGACGGCACGAGUUUCAUGACUUCGCAAAUUGAAGUCGAGAUCCGAGAUCUAAACGACAAGUACCCGAAUAGCCCGAACGACUCGUACAGCUUUGUAAUUCCCGAACUCCAGGCUCGCGGUUUUCAAGUGGGAAUUAUCUCGGCUAGUGAUGACGACGCGACGGUUCCGAAUAACCUUGUGGGCUUUCGGAUUGUUGCCGGUAAUUUCGAUUCGGCUUUCGCUAUCGAGAUCUACUCGGGAGUAAUAACUGUAAGCGAUCAGGAUGCGAACAACAUUAUAACUCACCCUCAAUUCGUUUUAGCCAUUGAAAUUUACGAUUUUGGCGAACCAUCUUUAAGUACAAUAGUUGAAGUUAUAAUAGAGUUGACUGAUGUCAAUAAUAAUUUGCCUUCGUUUCCGAAAGAUUUGUACGAGGCUACAAUUCCCGAAGACCUCGCGACUCCGUCGCUUGUCGUGCAAGUCCAAGCUGUUGACCUUGACGACUCGGCUGAUUUGUCGUACGCUUUUGUGACACCUGUCAGUAAGUUUAUGAUUGAUCAAUCAAAUGGGAGAAUUCUAGUCGCACAAAAAUUAGAUGCUGAAACGCAAAACGAGUAUUCGUUCACGAUUCAAGUUAACGACGGCGUUCAUGUUGCAAGAACUUCGGUUUUAGUCCACGUUUCGGACGUUAACGACAACGCACCCGAGUUUAUAAGUGAUUUCACGAACAUUUCAGUCUCGGAAACAGCGCCAAUUGGCGAAGUGGUCGGAACAAUCGAAGCGUUUGAUGUCGAUAGCGGAGCUAAUGGGCUAAUCUACAGUUUCUCGGAAGGAUCGAGUUAUUUUUCAAUCAGAAGCACAACUGGUGAGAUUUUGGUCGCCCAAAAUCUAGAGACUCGACCUCAAAAUAUUUUUCCGAUAACAGUCGAGGCGCUAGAUAUAACUCCACCUUCUGACAAAAUAACACAGUUUCAAUUUGUUAUUGAAGUUAUCGACAGCAGCAAAAAUGCACCCACUUUUAACACCGAUUUAAUCGAACUUCAAAUCCCAGAAAAUUCUGAAAUUGAUUCUCUAAUUUUCAGAUUAAACGCGACGGACUUAGACGACGGUUUAGGCGGUGAAAUAGAGUAUAUUCUCCUCAGCCAAUCGGAUCAAGGCAAGUUUGCUAUUGACCAUUCGGAUUUGAUUUUGCUUAGCCUAUUGGAUUACGAGGUGCAGUCAUUUUAUACAUUGGUUGUCAGGGCUCAAGAUUUCGGCGAGAUUCCUCUUUCAACGGACGUAACAAUUAGUUUAAAAAUUAAAAAUUUAAAUGAUAAUUUGCCGCAAAUUUUAAAUCUACCUCAAACAACUUAUUACCUUCAGAGUCAAAAUUAUUUCUACUUCCGAGUUAUAUGCGAUGACCGAGAUAUAAACCGUUAUGACUCAGUGGGGAAAAUUGAAUACUCAUUAAGCAAUUUUGCUGAAAAUUUUUCAAUUGAUUUGAAUAAUGGCGAAAUUUUUCCCAAAAAUAAUGUGCAAAACUGGGAUAGUUUGACCUUGGGAGUGGUUUGUACCGAUGGUCAAUUCACAGUUCAAAGUUCAUUAGAGGUCAAGUUUGAAAUUGACGCAACAGGUUACGUUCUUCCGAGAGCCGAAAAUACCUCCAGAAGUGUUAUCACAAUACCCGAAAACUCGGAUUCAGUCGCGAAAGUUUUCGAUCUUAAUGACGUUGUUUCGGUUUUUGACCCUGAUAAUAACAGAAUCAAACGGAGUUCUUCGGAUUCUGACUCGGUUUCUGUGUCGUAUGAACUCGUGAGCAGUAAUUUCGAUCGGUUUUCCGAGUUUUUCUCGCUGACAGACUCGGGAAUUCUGUGGACUAUCAGGGCAAUUGAUAAAGAAUUCUUACCAGACGACGAGAGAAUUGUAAUCGAUGUUGCAAUGCACGCGGAGUUAUCUCCUUCGAAAUUGACAUUCUAUUCAAUUGAAAUUGAGAUCCAAGACGAAAAUGACAACAGUCCCACUUUCACAAAGCGCUUCUACUCGGUUCGAUUCCCGAGCAACACUCUUAUGGACUCUAUCGUGGCCACAGUCCAGGCCAUAGAUGAAGACUCCUCAAGUUCCAUAGAGUACUCAUUCAACUAUGACCUCAUGAAUGGAACUGAAAGUGACGAGGACUUGAAAAGAAGGUUGCUCGAAAUUGACCCCACUUCGGGGGAGAUCAAAUUGGACGUCGAUUUGAGUUCAGAUGAGUUUGCUGAGCUGAUUGAUCAGAAAAUUGAAUAUUUUGUGGGGGCAUCUGACGGGGAGUUUGCGAGUGUGAUUUCUGUAUUCGUGCUGAUAGAGUCAUUCGUGGAAGGGGGACCCACCUUCUUAGAAUCCCAAUUUAACCUCACACUGCCAGAGAACAUGGGCCCUGGUGCCAAAAUUCUGACCCUCACGUCUUUGUCCACACGUGACCUUCCAGUGGAGUACGAAAUAGUAUCCCAAGUUUACCCUGUGUUCCAAGUGGGAUCUACUACAGGUGUCCUUAGGAUAUCGGAUGAUCCCAUUCAAGCCCAGUUCUUCGACUACGAGUUGAUCACACAAAUGGAAGUCAUAGUUCAAGUCUCGCAACCUAGAGCGUCGCCGCCUCGUUCUAUGGACUUGGCAACUGUCAGAGCUGAAAUCAUGGACCUGAAUGACAACUCACCUGUGUUCACAAUAGUUGGAGAAACAACCUUGCAAUUCAAAGAGUCGGAGGAAAUAGUAGUUCCAUUUCGGAUCGUGGACUUGGACUCUGGCAAGAAUGCAGAGGCAGUGUUUGAGUUCGAAACUGUUCCUCCUUCAAUCACCACUCUGCUGUCUUCAGAAUCGAAUGAGCUGAUUUUUGCUCCUGUCGACUUUGAGCUGUUGCCUGAACAGAUAAUUCCUGAUAGAGAUGGAAGGAGGAUCUUCCAAGUGGACAUUACUGCCAGUGACAAUGGCACUCCAAGACUAUCUUCCGCUACCACGGUGACAGUGUUUAUUGAGAACGAGAACGACAACUCCCCGCAAUGGGUUGAAUUUCCCCCCGAGGGGGUGUUGAGCGUGGUGGAAAAUGAGUCAUCCGAGAGUGAAAGUGUGUUCACGUUUGUGGCCAAGGACGGAGAUGCCUCCGAUACUGUCAGCUACUACAUAGAGAUUAAUUUCAAAGGUAAAGAGCGGGUCUAUUAG
Molecule: messenger RNA, 6640 nt
Organism: Symsagittifera roscoffensis
Lineage: Eukaryota; Metazoa; Xenacoelomorpha; Acoela; Convolutidae
Product: protocadherin Fat 4-like
Exons: 29
Coding region: 56-6640 (2194 amino acids)
Biological process (GO): homophilic cell-cell adhesion
Cellular component (GO): plasma membrane
Molecular function (GO): calcium ion binding
Source: RefSeq, a predicted model, not a curated record